Plasmodium reichenowi is the source of this 288-nucleotide messenger RNA. Its product is annotated as U6 snRNA-associated Sm-like protein LSm8, putative. Gene Ontology annotation, cellular component: U4/U6 x U5 tri-snRNP complex; precatalytic spliceosome; U6 snRNP. The transcript is spliced from 4 exons. The record is from RefSeq and is a predicted model, not a curated record. The coding region runs from base 1 to 288 and encodes 95 amino acids. NCBI's taxonomy places the organism in Eukaryota, Apicomplexa, Aconoidasida, Haemosporida, Plasmodiidae. Gene Ontology annotation, molecular function: RNA binding. Gene Ontology annotation, biological process: mRNA splicing, via spliceosome.
AUGAGUUCUAUAAAUAUUGAGUCAUACUUAGAAAAUGAAAUAUUAGUAAUAACAAAUGAUAGCCGAAUAUUCACAGGAAAAUUAAAAGGCUUCGAUCAGACGACAAAUAUAAUUUUAGGAAAUUGUCAUGAGCGAAUAUAUAAAGAGUCAAUGGAAAAAAUAAGUUUGGGAGUAUAUAUAAUUAGAGGAGAUACAGUAACCCUUAUUGGAGAAAUUGACGAAGAUGUUGAUAAAAAUAUUUUGCAUCAAAAAAUUAAACCCCAAAUGUUAAAGCCGAUUGUACACUAA